Messenger RNA from Akanthomyces muscarius, 981 nucleotides. RefSeq lists its product as uncharacterized. Gene Ontology annotation, molecular function: phosphatidylserine decarboxylase activity. The transcript has 2 exons. The coding region runs from base 1 to 981 and encodes 326 amino acids. Lineage: Eukaryota; Fungi; Ascomycota; Sordariomycetes; Hypocreales; Cordycipitaceae. Gene Ontology annotation, biological process: phosphatidylethanolamine biosynthetic process. The record is from RefSeq and is a predicted model, not a curated record. Gene Ontology annotation, cellular component: mitochondrion.
AUGCUUCAACUCUUCAGCGUCAUCGUGACAGAAGUAGCUCCGACAUGGGACAUGGCUGAAUUACGGGGUCGGCCUGCUGGGCCUUCCGUUUACAGCAAUCCUGGCCUGGCCCAUGGCGACGCCCAGUGGUCUCUGCAUGUGCUUACCGCAGCUGAAGACGGAUGGCUGUGCAAGGCGUCACUCGCCGCCCUGGAACAAGAUGGCAACGCGGAGUACGGCGCGCGGUACUCGUUUUCGGAGCUCUUUUCAUGUACACCGGCAGAGGAUCCUGUGCACUGGGGGUUCAAAUCGUGGGACGACUUCUUCACGCGCCAGUUUCGGGACAUUGACAAGGUGCGACCCGUGGGCCACCGCAUCGUGAGCGCCUGCGAGGCUAGACCGUAUGCGCUGCAGGCAAAUGUCAAAGCCUACGACAGCUUCUGGCUCAAGGGCAACCGCUACUCCGUCAUGGAGAUGCUGGACCACCACGAGCUUGCCGAGUCCUUCAUCGGCGGCACCGUUUUUCAGAGCUUCCUCACUCUGACGUCGUAUCACCGCUGGUGCGCCCCUGUAUCCGGCCACGUUAUCGAGGUCCGAGUCGUCGAUGGGACGUACUUCUCCGAGGCCACUUUUGCCGGCUUCUCAAGCCCCAUCGGCCCCGACCCGUCCGGGCCGGAUCGAUCGCAGGUGUACGUUACUGAAGUCGCGACGCGGGCGCUAAUUUUCAUCCGCGCGCCGCCGCCGAUUGGCAUCGUGUGUGCCAUGUUCGUCGGCUUGUCGGAUGUGUCCACCUGCGACAUUGCCCAUCGAUUCCGCGACGGCUUGCCCAAGCCUGUCUAUAAGGGGGAGGAGAUUGGAACCUUUCGGCACGGCGGAUCGAGCUACUGCCUAUUGUUCCGCAAGGGUCUGAGGCUCUCUUGGGUUCCAGGUGCAAUGCCCAGAGAGAAUGCUCGCAAUGUACUUGUUCGAAGCGAGUUGGCGUAUGGCUACACCGAAGAGUAA